CUUUUCAGUUUGCCGAUGAGAAAGCAUGUAAGGGCGCAUUAAUUCCUUCAUACUCUAAACAAUAAAGGCUGAAGUCUGGAUUCAGAGUUAGACCUAGGAAAUGCCAGAGUUCACUCCAGCCCUUCUCCAUUUCCUGCCAAGUUAAGAGAAAGGGAGAUGGGCAUCCUAGGCAGGUAGAAUACGUCAGCAAAGGCAUGUGCAGGUAGGGUUUGUCUUAGGACAUGUGAUGACAGCAAAUUUGAACCACAGGUUGGAGAGUGAGCCUCAGAUACCUAGCUGGGCCACCUGGGCUUCAAUUCAAUGUCACGUGUGGGGUGCCUAUCACAUGCCAGGCUCCCUGUCCGGCAGAGGUGAGUCCUGACUCUCAGGCACUGUUUACAGCUACCUGGUGGCAGUGGUGAUAACACCCUCGCGGACUUUGCCCUCUUCUCUCUGACCCCACCUUCAGCCACGGAUAUAGUGGGUUACACAUUGCCUAGAAGGAGAUUAGGGGGCAAGUAUUACUCAGUGGACCCGGCCCCAUCACCCCCACAGCAACCUCAUGCAGUGGAUUUUGUCAUUAUGCCCAUUUGAUGGAAGGGGAAACAGGCUCAGUCAGCGUUGAGGUGACUUGUCCAAACUGAUAGAGCGGCAGCAGGACCAGAAUUCGAGCCGAGGUCAAUCUGUCCCCAAGGUCAGCGUUCUCUCCUCCUCCUCUAACCCAAUAGCGUGCUAAGUUAGGCGAUUGGCUUCUGCGAGGCAUGGACAGGCGAGAUGGGUCAAACAUGGCCUGAGGGUCCCGAGCACCAUUUGCAGGUGGCAGAGAGAGGCACGUUGAGGGCCCGGGUGGGGACUGAUCAGGAGGAGGGGCCUUAAACUGAACCCGGUGGAGGGUCAGGAGACAAUCAGGUCCAGAGUCACGGAGAAUGCUGACAUCAGUCCUGUGUCUGCCCAUCUCACCCUGGACCAGCCUAUCUGCCUCCUUUGCCCGGAGAAAGGACCAUAGGCUGACCUGAGUCAAAGACGCUUGAGUCCCUGCUGUGUCACUGACCAGCUUGGUGACCUGAGGCAAGUUAAUUCACCUCCUGGGCCUCACUUUCCCAGUCUGUACAAUGGUCUCCCCAUCAUUCCAUGUAAAUAGGUGUCUCGUGGAGCUAAGGAGAGGGGUGUAUCCAAGGCCCUCCCACAGAGCCACCCACACAGGUGCCUGUCACAUAGUAUCUUGUUCCUGAGUUUUCUGGGCCUCUCUGCCCUCAUCACCCCCAGCCAGCCAACCAGCUGUCAACCCCACCCCAGCUGGCCAGUUAAUGAGUGGCAAGGGUACUGGAGCCUGGCCUAUAAAGAGCUGCUCGCUGGGGAAGCAGGUGGGAGCCUGUGGGAGCAGCAGCGGGAUACAGACGGCGUGAGAUGCGCGGCAGGAUGGCGUCAGGACUCCUGUCCGGGAUGGCUGUGUUCCUCCUGGUGCUCCUGCAGGGCACACAGUCAGUCUACAUUCAGUACCAAGGCUUCCAGGUCCAGCUGGAAUCAGUGAAGAAGCUGAGUAACCUGGAGCAGCAGUGGCUGCCCAACCCCCGCCUCCAGGCCCAGAGCCUCGUGCCCUCCGUGUGUCACCACCCGGCCCUGCCACAGGACCUCCAGCCCAUCUGUGCAUCCAGGGAAGCGGCCAGCGUCUUCCAGGCUUUGAGGACCAUGGCUAAUGACGACUGUGAGCUGUGUGUGAAUGUCGCCUGUACCGGCUGCCUCUGAGAUGGCUGGGCGCCCUGAGCCCACCCCGGACACUUUGUCCCCAGCCCGCUGCCUUCACAGCCUGCACCCCCACCCGAGUUCCGGGGGGGACCCUGAGGUCAUCACCACCAGCCAGAGGCUCGAGUGGCUAGAUCGGGCACAAAGCAGUUGGACACUUGGUUGGAGGAGAGUUCGACCCCUGAGGCAGCCCUGCUGCUGAAUAAAGA
Felis catus (domestic cat) is the source of this 1931-nucleotide messenger RNA. RefSeq names its product guanylate cyclase activator 2B (gene GUCA2B). Gene Ontology annotation, molecular function: guanylate cyclase activator activity. The transcript has 3 exons. Gene Ontology annotation, cellular component: extracellular region. The record is from RefSeq and is a predicted model, not a curated record. NCBI's taxonomy places the organism in Eukaryota, Metazoa, Chordata, Mammalia, Carnivora, Felidae. The coding region runs from base 1387 to 1725 and encodes 112 amino acids.